Messenger RNA from Manihot esculenta (cassava), 2259 nucleotides. Its product is annotated as putative disease resistance protein At3g14460. Lineage: Eukaryota; Viridiplantae; Streptophyta; Magnoliopsida; Malpighiales; Euphorbiaceae. The record is from RefSeq and is a predicted model, not a curated record. The transcript is spliced from 5 exons. The coding region runs from base 1 to 2259 and encodes 752 amino acids.
AUGCCACCACAUAUGGGUAAUUUGAAAAAUCUCUCUGUGCUGCCUAAGUUUAUUGUUGGAGAAGGCAACGGAGUUGAGAUAAAAGAGUUGAUGAAAUUGCCAGAUCUACAAGGUGGCUCAAGAAAUGAAAGAUAUGAAUUGCAAGUCCUGAACACACUGCGGCCCCAUCAAAAUCUGGAGAAGCUCUAUAUUGACGGCUAUGGUGGUACGAAAUUUUCAUUGUGGAUAGAGGAUUCUGCAUUCAUUAACAUUGUAGAGUUAAAUCUUCGAAAUUGUCAUAGAAUCACAUCUCUACCACCGCUCAGACAACUGCCCUUACUUCGGUACUUAAGGAUACAAGGAAUGGAUGAAGUAAAGACAGUGGGUGUUGAGUUUUGUGGCAAUGGAUCUCUUUUCAAGGCUUUUCCAUCAUUAGAGACUCUAUACAUAGGGAACAUGCCAGAGUGGGAGCAAUGGUCUUGGUCUAUCGGUGACCAUGAAGAGACUGCAGGAAAAUAUCCAAAUCUUCGAGAGCUUACGAUAAGCAAUUGUCCCAAGUUGAUUGGAAAAUUACCCAGGUGCCUUCUUUCUCUUGAAACACUUUGUAUAGACUGUUGUCCACGCUUAGAAGAUUUACCUGAAAUGCUUCCGGCUCUUUGUGAACUGGAUGUUGAUGAUUGUCGAGAGGUGGUUUUUAAAAGUGUGUCUGAUCUCACCUCACUCACUACCUUAAACAUUCAGGGAAUUCCAGGCCUUAUAAGUUUAGAUGACGUGCUUAUACAGGCAUUGGUAUCACUUAAACAUCUGAAGAUUGUAUGUUGUGAGGAACUGAGAUACUUGUGGAGAAACGGAACCAGUUUAAGCAAAUUGUCUUCUUUGAACAGCUUAGAAAUUUCUGGAUGCCCACAGCUAGUAUCAUUGGUGGGGGAGAAGAUGGACUUCUACCUUUCCAGUCUUGAAACUUUGCAGAUAGGAACUUGUGAUAACCUGGAGCAGCUACCACAUGAUAUGGGCGGCCUCACAUCUCUAAAGAACUUGGAGACUGAUGAUUGCAAAUCACUUGUGUCAUUGUUAAAGAGAGAGGAAGUGCUUUUACCUUGCAAUCUUGAAAAUUUGCUGAUAACGAGAUGUUGGAACCUGGAGAAGCUUCCAAAUAACCUUGGCAACCUUGCAUGUCUCAAAAAUUUUGAAAUCUAUGAUUGCCCAAAACUUGUGUCAAUUCCAGCUACAGGUUUGCCAUCUAAUCUUAAAAGUCUUAAGAUUUUUGCCUGUAAUUCUCUGGAGUACCUGCCUGAGACAUCUCAUCUUGAGAAGUUUGAAAUCUCCAAUUCUCUGGGUUACCUCACAUCUCUAAGUCCCUUUACUCCCCGCUUUCAAAACUGGGAUUCACAGAAGAGACUUGAAAUUUACAAUUGUUCGAAGCAGUUAUUAGAGUGCCUGCACGGGAAGAUUGUUCAUCUUACUUAUUUGGAAUUGAUAGACUGUCCUGCGUUGGAGUCAUUCUCUGACAGGGGAUUAUACAUCCCCACUCUUACUUCUUUUACCAUUCAGAAUUGUGAGAAUUUGAAGUUUCUGCCUAAUCAGAUGCAAAUCCUCACCUCUCUUCAGAACUUAGAGAUUAAUAACUGUGGUAUAUAUUCCUUUCCAGAAGAAGGUUUGCCCUCAAAUCUAAUCAAACUUUACAUCAAUGAUUGCAAUAAUCUGACACAACCAAUGUCAGAGUGGGGACUCCAUGCACUUACAUCUCUUAGAGAAUUUGAAAUCUAUGGUUAUUGUACAGAAGUGGUUGCUUUUCCAGAUGAUGAGGGACUGUUGCUUCCUGCUUCUCUAAUCCAUCUUUGCAUUGGAAGAUUCAAGAAUUUGAAAUCCAUAUCCAGAGGCCUUCACAAUCUAUCCUUUCUGAGAACAUUAUACAUUUCUAACUGCCCUAAACUCCGCUUCUUGCCAAAGGAAGGUUUCCCUGCCACACUUGAAGACAUAGAAAUCCGCAGCUGCCAUCUUCUGAGUAAAAGGCUAAAUCAGAAAGGAGACUGUUGGCCCCUAAUUGUCCAUAUUCCCCAUGUUGAGUUACUGGCACCAAAAAAUGUGAAGCACUCGGCGUUUCUUGCUUGUAUGUUUUUCUAUUUAUUGCUUUCUUUUUACGGAUUACUUGACCAGGAUUUUCUUAUGCUAUUGACAAAUAGGCUGUAUUUCGUGCAGAAGUUGCAAAAUGAAGUUCUGUGUCAAAGUUGUGGUCACCUGGCAAGUUUGACAUUUCUAAGCAAUGAAGACUGGCUUUAA